AUGGUCGUGGACAGGGAGAUGGAUAUGGAUGGUAGAGGGUAUGCGGGCGGAUACGACUAUGCUCAUUCUGGACCUUAUGAUCAAGUAGGCGGCAGCGGCGGCGAUGCAAGUGGUUUGUAUGGCGAGAAGGAGGAGAUGCAUUAUGCCGGAUCGGACUACGAUUAUGCAGAGGAGGAGAGGCGCUUGGACGCGGCGGAUUUGGAAGAGGGCGACGAAGAGAGGGGAAUGAUGAGGCACGGUUUGAACUACGAAGGCUUGCAUUACAGCAACGACCAACAUGUGUUUGCGGCAGAUGAGGCGACAGAGACGGGUAUCGCUCCUGCCGAGACGAUGCACUUUGGACCUGCUCCUGCAAGAGGCGCUCAGUUGAGACGCAACAAGACCAGAAAGGCGGUGAGUGCGCGCGCGCGCGCGUCGAGUGGGGCGCAGGCAGGCAGGCAGGCAGGCAGGCAGGCAGGCAGGCGCGAGCGCGGCUCAGGCGGGACAAUUCCGAGACGCGAACGCCGUCUCGCGUGGAUCAAGCAUCAUACUGAAACCUUGAUUGCCCCCCGGCAACGCGUCAGGUCAAAUUGACCCAAGGUAAUCUCGUCCUCGAUUGUCCCGUGCCCACCAAAUUGCAAUCCUUCUUGACGCGCAGAGGAGAGGAAGAGUUCACGACGAUGCGCUACACUGCCGUCACGUGCGAUCCCGACGAUUUUGCGGCGCAGCAUUUCAACUUGCGCCCGGCGAUGUACAAUCGACAUACGGAGAUUCAUAUUGCGGUGACGAUGUACAACGAGGAUGAGAUGCGUGAGUAAGGCGCCGUGGAUGCUUGGGCCUGAGGGCAAAAGAAAAAGGAAAUAGGUGAGGCGAGAAGCUGAGGCGGAUCGUAUGCUUUCUCUUUGGCCCCCUUUUCGCGCGCGCAGUGUUUACGCGCACGCUGCACGGCGUGAUGAAGAACAUUGCACACCUGUGUUCGCGGCACAAGUCUCGCACGUGGGGAGCAGAAGGAUGGAAAAAAGUGGUGGUCACAAUCAUUGCGGAUGGACGCAAAAAGAUCCAUCCAAGAGUGUUGGAUUGUCUGGCUGCGCUAGGCGUGUAUCAGGAAGGAGUGGCGAAGAAUACGGUCAAUGGAAAACAGGUGCAGGCGCACGUGUACGAGUAUACGACGCAGCUCAGCAUCGAUAGCAAUCUGCAGUUCAAGGGCGCUGAGAGGGGUCUUGUACCUACUCAGUGAGUACGGCUCGGCAGUGCACCCAUGCGAGGCCGUGUCGCCGGUUGACGAUUGUUGCCCUCCACAGACUCAUCUUCUGCAUGAAGGAGCAGAAUCAGAAAAAGGUGCGUGUGGAGGGGCAACGAAGGCAAGUCUGCUCACGUGCUUAUGCGAGUACUUCGCUGCGAUCCUGCAGAUCAAUUCUCAUAGGUGGUUCUUCAAUGGUGAGUGAGCGGUCUGCUUGUAGUUCAAGACUCCCUUAAUAGCCCGUCUGAUCGCUCCGCCGUCCUAAUUGCCGUUCUUCCUGCUGCAGCUUUUGGCCCUGUACUGCAGCCCAAUGUUUGCAUCCUCCUCGACGUGGGCACCCGUCCCGAGGCCAAGUCCAUCUACUACCUUUGGAAGACGUUCGAUCUCAAUUCCAACGUUGCUGGAGCAUGUGGCGAGAUCCAGGCGGAUACUCGAGGACGUUGGGGUUUGGGACCUGCCCUGCUCAACCCUUUGGUGGCAGCUCAAAACUUCGAGUACAAGAUCAGCAAUAUCCUCGACAAGACUACGGAGAGCGUCUUUGGAUUCAUCUCCGUCUUGCCCGGCGCUUUCUCGGCGUACAGGUACAUCGCCUUGCAGAAUGAUGAGCUGGGAAGAGGUCCGUUGGCCAGUUACUUUAAGGGAGAAACGAUGAAGCAGGCAGAAGUGACGUUUAGCCAUGCUAACAUGUACCUGGCCGAAGAUCGGAUCCUGUGCUUCGAAUUGGCGGCAAAGAGGAAUGAUCGAUGGGUGCUGAGAUAUGUCAAGAGCGCAAAGGGAGUUACGGAUGUGCCGGACUCUUUGGCGGAACUCAUCUCUCAACGUAGGAGAUGGCUCAACGGCUCCUUCUUUGCUGCCAUCUACUCUAUGACGCACACGCUGCAAUUUGGAGAGUCGGGACACGGGUUCUGGAGAAAGUGCUGCCUCUAUGCAGAAGCGCUGUACAGCACCGUCAACCUGAUCUUUGCUUGGCUGUCGCUGGGCAACUUUUACAUCUUCUUUAGACUCCUCACCACCAGCUUGGAGAGCAAGGAGUUCGGCUUAAAGGGAAUCGGUAUCCUCAACACGGGCGCGCAGUACGUUUACUUGGGAACGACGAUCAGCUGUUUCAUCUUGGCGCUGGGUAAUAGACCUCAAGGAUCGCCGUGGAAGUUCUUUGCUGCUGCACUCAUCUACGCCAUACUGACGCUCUACAUGAUGGUAGCCGCCGUGCUGUGUCUGGUAAAGGCAGUCAAGAAUAGCCAGCACGAUGCCAUCUAUAGUCAAAUGGUCUUUUCCGUACUGGCGACGUACGGAGUCUACUUGCUUAGCAGCAUCAUUGCGCUGGACCCGCUUCAUCUCAUCACCAGCUUUGUGCAAUAUCUUCUCCUUGCUCCAAGCUACGUCAACAUCCUCAACACUUAUGCUUUCUCCAACCUGCACGACUGUGAGUCACUUUUGAGAGAGAGAGCAUGCGUGCAUGCGAUUCCGCUCUGGGUGACGUCCUGAACGCUCAAUCUGCAUCUUGCCCCCCCAUUCCCCCCGCACUCAAACAGUCUCUUGGGGUACAAAGGGUAUCUCGGCGGAUGCCAAUGAUCUGGGUGCCGUAGUGGCUACGGGCAAAGGUACCGUGGAAGUGAUCUUGCCAACAGCUCAAGCGGACAUCGACCUAGUGUACGACAAGGCGCUCAGCAAUCUGCGCACUCGACCCAUGAUCAUCCGCGGCGACGCCUCGGCCGAAGCAAAAGCCGAAGUGCGACUAGACUUUUUCAGGGAUCUGAGAACUAGCGUGCUGCUGCUUUGGAGCUUGAGCAAUGGUCUGCUCGCCGCUUUCAUCCUCGGCGGCGAUAAUGUGGGAACGUUUGACCCUGGAUCUGGAACGACUAGGAGCAAGGUGUACAUGAUCGUCGUCCUCGUCUUUAUCGGAGGUAUGAGCGUCGUGAGAUUUGGCAUGAGCACCAUCUUUAUGAUUCAUAGACUGCUCGUCGGAUAA
Ceraceosorus bombacis is the source of this 3188-nucleotide messenger RNA. Lineage: Eukaryota; Fungi; Basidiomycota; Exobasidiomycetes; Ceraceosorales; Ceraceosoraceae. The record is from the annotation of a GenBank genome assembly.